AUGCCGCCCCAAACUUCGUGCUCCCCCUGCACCCUCACCUUCCCAACCCGCCUCGCCCUCCGCUCCCACAUCCGCCGGUGUGAGUCCCACCCCGACUGCGACCCCUGCCACCGCAGCUUCCUCAACCACCACGCCCUCGCCACACACCUCGCCCAGAGCCGCUUCCACAACGGCCCUGUCCCCGCCCCGUCAAAGACAGGCAGCGCGCGGAUGGGAAAACGCAAGAAACAUCGGAGGCGGAGCGGGAGAGAGGGGAUGGAGGAAUCAACCACGGGGACUGAGGAGUAUGGGGGACACAAGAUCGAGGAGAAACAUACACCCUCCAGCCGAGAGCUCUGCGUCCCAGCACAGAAGAUAUUGAUAUGGGCGCCUUACCCCUUCCGCAGAGCCCCGCGCCGCAUCCUACCUCCUCGCCAUCUGCGAACUCUCCCGCGCCCAGUGUCAGCAAAACGUCUUGUUUCGGCUAUUGUGCGAAAGGGCCCUUGGUAUUUGAUGAUGAUGCUGGUGAUGGUGUUUUUUGUGGUUGUGAUAAACGGGUAUUGUGGGAGGUUUGGGUGUGGGUAUGGGUAUGGGUAUGGAUGUUAUAGUGUUGUGAGGAUUUAA
Messenger RNA from Pseudogymnoascus verrucosus, 603 nucleotides. RefSeq lists its product as uncharacterized. Bases 1 to 603 code for a protein of 200 amino acids. The transcript has a single exon. The record is from RefSeq and is a predicted model, not a curated record. Lineage: Eukaryota; Fungi; Ascomycota; Leotiomycetes; Thelebolales; Thelebolaceae.